AGGAAACAAGUUGCUCCAUUAUGUCAGAUGGUUGGACUGAUACAAGGUCAAGAACACUUGUAAAUUUUCUUGUGUAUUGCCCUAAAGGUACAAUGUUCUUGAAAUCUCUUGACUUGUCUGAUGUUCCUAAGACUGCUGAGAUUUUAUUCAAUGUUUUUGAUAAUGUUGUACAAGAAGUUGGACCUGCAAACAUUGUACAGUUUAUUACAGAUAAUGCUGCAAAUUAUAGAGCUGCAGGAGAUUUGUUAUUUCAAAAGUAUAGAACAUUUUAUUGGAGUCCAUGUGCCACUCAUUGUGUUAAUCUAAUGCUUCAAGAUCUUAAUGAGAUGCAUGAUAUGAAAUCAGCCAUUGACCAAUGUCAAGAGGUAACAAAAUUUAUCUAUAAUCAUGCAUAUGUAUUGAGUUUGAUGAGAAAAUUUACAAAAGGAGUUGAAUUAAUACGACCUGCACAAACUAGAUUUGCCACAAAUGUAUUGACUGUGCAGAGUGUGGUGAAACAAAGAACUCCUUUGAGACAGAUGUUUGCUAGUGAAGAAUGGGCUGCAUAUCCACAUGCUCAUAAAAGAAAUGCUUCUUUAGUUGUGGAUAUUAUAUUCAAUAACGUAUUUUGGGAAUCAUGUGUGAAGCUAUUGAAGGUUUGUGUUUCAUUAGUUAAGGUUCUCAGGUUGGCUGACAGCGAGGACAGACAUUCUAUAAGGUACUUAUAUGAGGCUAUGGACAAAGCAAAAGAGGCAAUUCGAGACAACUUAAAGGAAAAGAAAAAGUUAUAUAUGCCCAUAUGGAAGAUUGUAGAUAAAAGGUGGACUGGACAGCUUCAUCAACCUCUUCAUGCAGCAGCUUAUUAUCUAAAUCUUGCAAUUAGAUUUUCUCCUACAUUUAAGAAGGACAGAGAAGUCAUGCAUGGUUUGUUAAAUUGUAUUAAUGUGUUAGUGGAAGAUUCUACAGAACAAGAUGUUGUGCACAAUGAGUUGGAUCUAUAUGAUAGUUGUUUUCGGAACAUGGGACUACCUGCUGCCGUUCGAGCCAGGACAACGAUGCGUCCAGAUUUGUGGUGGAAUAGGUAUGUGUUUGAUUGUCCAAACCUAGCACGUUUUGCAGUCAAAGUCCUCAGCCAGACAUGCAGUGCUAGUGGAUGCGAAAGGAACUGGAGUGUGUUCCAACAUAUCCACAGCAAAAAAAGGAAUAGGCUCGAACAUAAAAGGUUGAAUGACCUUGUCUUUGUUCGAUAUAAUAUGAGGUUGAAACAAAGAGAAUUAGAAAAAUCAUUAGCAAGGAAGCACACAUCUUAGUUCGAUCCUAUCAGCUUGGAAAAUUUUGACGAUCUAGAGCCAUGGAUUGAAGAAGAACCAGCUACAAUAUUUGAUGAUGAAGAUCUUGAAUGCUUCAACCUUGAAGUUGAAGCAACAGAAGGCUUUGUUGAUGAAGGAGAGUCUGCUACUGCUGGUGCUGGUGCUGAAUAUGUUGGUGAAGAUCUUCCAAUUCUUGACGAUGAAGAAGAAGAAGAAGAAGAAGAAGAUGAAGAUGAUGAAGAUUAUGAAUGAUGAAUCAUGAAUGAGAGUCAAGUCAAGAGUGCUUUCAUUUUAUAUGUAUCAAAAACUUAAGAGUUAUGAAUCUAUGGUUGUUGAACACUUGAUUGAAUGUUUUAUCAUUUAUGACUUUAUCACUUUAUGGCUUA
Molecule: messenger RNA, 1675 nt
Organism: Nymphaea colorata (pocket water lily)
Lineage: Eukaryota; Viridiplantae; Streptophyta; Magnoliopsida; Nymphaeales; Nymphaeaceae
Exons: 3
Coding region: 21-1289 (422 amino acids)
Molecular function (GO): protein dimerization activity
Source: RefSeq, a predicted model, not a curated record